Messenger RNA from Lottia gigantea (owl limpet), 1248 nucleotides. RefSeq lists its product as hypothetical. Gene Ontology annotation, biological process: lipopolysaccharide catabolic process; negative regulation of inflammatory response. The record is from RefSeq and is a predicted model, not a curated record. Bases 1 to 1248 code for a protein of 415 amino acids. Gene Ontology annotation, molecular function: calcium ion binding; acyloxyacyl hydrolase activity. NCBI's taxonomy places the organism in Eukaryota, Metazoa, Mollusca, Gastropoda, Lottiidae. The transcript is spliced from 14 exons.
AUGACGGGUGUAAGAUUAUUGGCAAUUAUAACGACAUUGUCUUGUGUAUUCUUAGUUUCAACUAGUUUCUUAAAUCUUGGUCGAGGAAUAAACGGAGGAACAAAUUGUGCAGGUUGUACUCUUGUAGUGGGAUUAUUAGAACAGUUAGCCGAUGUUCAUAAUGAAACCAUUGUCAAAGCUUUAGAAAGAGUAUGUUUAAUGCUUCCAGCUAAACUACAAACACCUUGUGAUGUUUUCUCCGAAUUUAUCGGUCCCAUAAUACUAGAAUUAAUAACCCAAGAUUCGUCACCAGAUAACGCCUGUCGUACAUUAAGAUUUUGUAACGAUGACGGAGGACGACAAUGUGUCUUGUUUAAACGUACUCAGAAGGGAUAUUCCAAGCCACAUUCAACAAUUUCUAAAUUUCUGAAGAAAUACCCAUAUUUUGUAAGUAUUUUACAUGAAAUCAGCCAAACAGGAGAUCCAAAGAUAUGUGAACUCCCUGGAAUUAAAGAUAUUUGUCUUUGGCUUGAUGAUGUAUUUAAUAGAUAUGAUCCUGCCGUAGAUUUAGAUAGUGAUGGAUUCAGCAUCGCUGAGACUUUGAGAGGAACUUCAUGGCGUGGUCGAGAUUGUGAUGAUAGUAAUCAUUCAAGACAUCCCGGAGCAAGAGCCAUCGAUUCAGAUACUUCAUAUGAUUCUAAUUGUAAUGGCAUAUAUGGAAAGGAUCCAACAACUGGAAAGGCUUAUGAAGAUGAAUUUUGUGGUCAAUCUCAACCUAAAGGUAUUGCUGUCCUGGGUGAUUCAGUUUCAGCACAUUUUCACCUUCCUGAAGAAUGGUUUGAUUCACAGAAGCUAUCAGAGGAUGUGUUUAAAGAUAUUGUAUUCAUUUUGGAAAAUGAGAUUGAUUGGCCAGAACUUUCUACAGCGACAGGUCACGUAAACAAUUCCUGGCCUAACAUUGUACACGGUAAAAUGGAUUCGAUAUAUCAAAGAUUAUAUGAAAGGAAUCGAUGUAAUUAUGGUGAUUAUCAAAAUAUUGCAGUCAAUGUAUUCGAUAUUUGGAAAAAACAAGGGGGAAGUGGUUGGCAGUUGAUAGAACCAGUUGAUGGUUUUCAUACUAACCAGGUUGCUCAAGCUUUAACAGCUCAAGUUUUAUGGGACAACAUGUUGAAGAACCAUGCUGAUUUUCUCGGACCUGUUAAUCCUUUUAAUGACAAGAUUACCCAGAUAUUUGGAAAUCAAACUAGAUUAUCCAGUAACUAUUUUUGA